Lepisosteus oculatus (spotted gar) is the source of this 3401-nucleotide messenger RNA. RefSeq names its product terminal uridylyl transferase 1, U6 snRNA-specific (gene tut1). Gene Ontology annotation, molecular function: RNA binding; poly(A) RNA polymerase activity; zinc ion binding. The record is from RefSeq and is a predicted model, not a curated record. Gene Ontology annotation, cellular component: mitochondrion; nuclear speck. Lineage: Eukaryota; Metazoa; Chordata; Actinopteri; Semionotiformes; Lepisosteidae.
UGGUGGGAGGGAUGAGGCAGGGGAGAGUGCGUGGAAGGGAGGGAGAUUUAAUUUAAUCCUUAUUUAGUUAAGAGAUUAAGCGUAUUUCUGUUAUAUUUUGCUUUUGAUCGAGAUGGAGUUAGAUACAGAUAUCCAGCCUGUUCCGAAAGGAGGGUUCCAUUGCAACUUGUGUGAUGUCAGUGUACCAAACAGGACAAGCCUUCAGGACCACCUGAAGGGCCGUAAACAUCGGAACCUGUGCGCCGUCCGGGACACUCGCCGGACCCAGGUGGAGAACAGCGUGUUCGUCAGCGGGUUCCAAAAGGGGACGUCGCAGCAGCAGAUCAUGGAAUAUCUCCAACGCUUCGGACCCGUGUCCGAAGUCAUCAUGGAUAAGGACAAGGGUGUCUAUGCCAUCGUGGAGUUCAGCGACAAGCAGGGCCAGCAGGCAGCCCUGUCUCAGGCCCAGCACAGCAUGGAGGGCCAAAGGCUGCGCAUCAAGCAAAGGGAGAGCAAAGAGUUCAAGUUUGUCCCCAAACGGAAGCAGGACGUCACCAAGAGCCCCUCGAUGAGCCCCGAACUGCUGUCCCAUGCCCUCUGUCAGGCCAAUUCUGUGGCAGAGCAGAUGCAGAUGCUGGUGGACUUGUUUGAGCUGUCGGACAGCGAGCGCAGCACGAGAGAGCUUUUGAUUGCGCUGUUGCAGGAGGUCUUCAAUGAGUUCUUUCCAGAGUGUAAGAUCCUGGCCUUCGGCUCUUCUGUGAACACUUUUGAUAUUCAUUCCUGUGAUUUGGACCUCUUUCUGGAUCUGGAGAACACCAAGACCUUCCAAGCCAGAGCCAAGAACUCCACAGAGCAGGCUGGAGAGGGACAGUGGGAAGACGCACGCUCCGAGGACUCCAUCCUGUCGGACAUGGAUCUGGCCACGGCCUCUCCUGCGGAGGUCCUGGAUCUGGUGGCUACUGUGCUGCGGAAGUGUGUCCCUGGGGUGCACAAGGUGCAGGCGGUGAGCUCGGCGCGGUGCCCCGUCGUCAAGUUCACCCAUCGAGACCUGGGGCUGCAGGGAGACAUCUCCAUCAACAACAGGCUGGCUGUCAGAAACACCCGAUUCCUCCAGCUGUGCUGCUCACUGGACAAGAGGCUCAGGCCCCUGGUGUACACCAUCAGGUACUGGGCAAAGCAGAAGCAGCUGGCAGGAAACCCUUUCGGUGGAGGGCCCCUGCUCAAUAACUACGCCCUGACCCUGCUGGUGAUGUUCUUUCUUCAGAACCGGGAUCCCCCCGUUCUCCCGGCUGUCCGUCUCCUGAGCGCAGCCGCCGGCGAGGCCGACAAAUGCAUCACCGAAGGCUGGGAUUGCACUUUUCCUAAUGACCCCUCCAUGCUGCCUCCUAGCGAAAACACAGAGGAUCUCUGUUCCCUGUUGGCUUGCUUCUUCAACUUCUACAGCCAGUUUGACUUUGCUGGUUCCGUCAUCUCCCUGCGUGAAGGCCGGGCUCUCCCAAUCACGGGCUUCCUCAGUGCGGAGGAGGAAGCAGAGGGCUCCGCUGCCAGGGCUGGCCCCAGACUGGGACCCAUGACCGUGCUGGACCCCUUUGAGCUUUCCCACAACGUCGCGGGCAACCUGAACGAGCGCACCGAGAGGAGCUUCCGCCAGGAGUGCCAGGAGGCGGCCAAGUACUGCCGCAGCCUGCAGUACCAGCGCAAGUCCGCCAAGGGCAAGGUGUGGGGGGUUGUCCGGCUCUUCACGCCCCGCGGAGCUUCCGGAGGGGCCCCGGCGGGCAGCGGGGGGGGCGCCGGGAAGGACCUCGUCAUCAGCAUCCCCUUCCGACCGGCCUCGCUGCCCGAGGCUGUCCGCCACCAGCUGCAGGACGCCGGCGACCGCUUCCGCCAUCUGUGGUUCGGCAAAGUGUGCCAGGCUGUCGGGCGCGUGUUUGAGGGCGUGCUCGCGUGCGGCCUGCUCCGCUCCGGCGCGGAGGGAGCCAGGGGGGAAGAGGGGCCCUCCGGGGUGGGGGGCGGAAACGAAAUGCAGGUUAGUGACCCCGAGGUGGUAAAGCAGGACGCCCCCGCUGUCUGCAAAGAGGAAGAGGAGUGGGGAGAGGCGAGGAAGGGGGCUGCGAAUGGAACGGAGAUGAACAACAACAACGGCUGUGGAGAGACUUGUGUUUCUCCCCCCGGUAGUGACAGCAGCCCACACGCCAAAUGCCAGCAGGGCACCAAACGGCGGCUCCUUUCCCAGGAGGGCUCGCCGCCCCCGGGCACUGCCAAGAGGCCGCGCUGGGACCCUGCGGACGCGUUGGCGGUGCUGAACUGGCGCUGCCAGGUGUGGCACAAGGUCUGGGCCAGGCGCAGGAAAGUGCGGCGGGAGCUGCUGAAGAGCGGGCCGGGGGACGGGCAGCCAGAGGGGGGCGGCGUGGAGCUGGAGACCCAGGUGACGGAGCGCAUUGCGCUGGAGGAGGGGGGCGGGGCGCGGGGGGCGGCGGCAGCGCUGCUGGAGUUCGGGGUGGAGGUGGGGCUGCUGGGGGGCACGGAAGAUACGAGGGCUGUCCUCCGGUUCACCCCUGAGGAGGACGCCAGUGGCCUGUUCCAGGACUUGUUCCACUUCCUAGAGUCUUUCCUGCCCAGGAUGACGGAGAAGCUCCUGGAAAGGGCUGAGUAGAGGAAGAGAGGAGAGUGGAGAUGCGGCUAAGGUACGCCCCCUGGUGGAGAGGCAUGGGGGUGGGCAUUUUUGGCUGCAGGGGAUCCAGAUGUCCCUGUACCAAAGAUUUCACUGUUUGUAGGAGAAAUGGCAUUUUCUUCUGACUCUCCUUUUCCAUCCGUGAAAGAGAUAUGAUUAGAGUCCAUCUUUGUUCUCAAUAUUUCCAAACAACUGGAGUGGGAAAAAUUGAGCAGCUCUUGCUGAUACGUUGGAGGGUGUGGUUUAGAACUUGUCUAGCUGAGCCUUUUCACCUUGCAGUCAUGGUUUUUGUAAUUCCUUGUUUUUAGUGUUUUUAGGGGUGGUGUUUUUGUAUGCCUUAGGCCCAAAGCAUGCAUUUUUAUCCCAAUUCAUUUUUCGUAAAUAGGAAUAUUUGGAUAAUUUGUGCUGGUCUAGGGUUUUGCUGUCUGUUGAUCCCAAGACCGCUUAAACACUUCUGUUGAUCUCUACAAAUCUAUCUCCAGCAUGUGCCAAGGUAGUUUGUGAAGAGGUUACUACUUUCUCUGUCCCCAGCUCCUGUACCUGCCCUUAUCCCAGAUGUUACCUCUAGCACUGUUAUGCUCUCUGUGCAGAGCCUCAGCAAGGAUCUUGGAUUGUUAGGGUUUUUGUCCUUCUGAUCUUUAGGAUUCUUCUUCAACUCUGCCAUCUUGCAUAAAACAUUUUUGUAACUUGAUUGAAAUCUAUUUUUACAUGAAACUGUCAAUAAAUGGCACCAGUGUGUCUCGGGUUUUUA